Ambispora gerdemannii is the source of this 381-nucleotide messenger RNA. NCBI's taxonomy places the organism in Eukaryota, Fungi, Glomeromycota, Glomeromycetes, Archaeosporales, Ambisporaceae. The record is from the annotation of a GenBank genome assembly.
GACAUAAGUAUGGUAGACCAUUAUCAUACUGACGUAAACACUUGGUCUUUCUUUCCUCAAUUUCUUGUCACAAUGCGCCAUCACGAUUACCCAUUUAUUGUCUUCAGUGAAAAUAAAAUUUUAGAAACCAUGCCUGUCUCAGAGACAUCGAGUAGUCAGAGCGCAAGUGCACUUAUUUCUGAACACUAUGAAGUUAUCGAAAGCAGAAAAGCGGAGCUAAUGUCAGAUAUGAAAACAUUCGAGACAUUAGUGAAGAUUAUAAACGAUGAUAUCAAAAAUGACAAGCUUUAUGAAACAUAUAAGACCCUUAGGCAGUCUCUUGUUGACGAGACCAUCGCAUGUAAUGAAGCUCUUAACGCAAGAAGACAGCAGCAAACCUGA